This is a messenger RNA of Ostreobium quekettii, 1368 nucleotides long. The record is from the annotation of a GenBank genome assembly. Lineage: Eukaryota; Viridiplantae; Chlorophyta; Ulvophyceae; Bryopsidales; Ostreobiaceae.
AUGUCCCCCCUUGGGGAGGCCGCCCUGGGCCCGCCAGGCGGCGACCCGCCCAGAGGCGGCAGGCUGGCCGUCUUCGAGGACGACGUGCUGUACGCGCUGGCAUCCGUGUCGCUGGUGCUGUUCGCGGGGCUCAUGAGCGGCCUGUCGCUGGGGCUGAUGUCCAUCGACAAGGUGGAGCUGGAGGUCCUCAAGGAAAGCGGGACCGAAAGCGAGAAGAAGUGCGCGAGGAGCAUCAUGCCGGUCGUGGAGAAUCAACACUUCACACUGGUGACACUAUUGCUGUGCAACGCAGCAGCCUUGGAGGCACUGCCCCUGUUCUUGGACGAUUUGACAGACCCUGUGACAGCAGUCAUUUUGAGUGUCACCGUUGUCCUGCUGGUCGGUGAAAUCAUUCCACAGGCUGUGUGUGCCAAGUACGGCCUCUUCGUGGGUGGCCGCUGUGCAUGGCUGGUCAUCGCCCUGCGAGUGCUCACCGCACCUGUGUCUUGGCCACUUGCCAAAUUGUUGGACUGGGUGAUGGGCCCAAACAAGACAGUUCUGUUUAAGCGAGCACAGCUGAAGGCGUAUGUCAGCUUGCUGGACCAAGACAGAGGGAUUAGCAAAGAUGAGGUGGCUGUCAUCAUUGGGGCUCUCGAUAUGCAGAAGAAGAGCGCCAUCGAAGGGAUGACGCCAUGGGACAAGGUGUUCAUGCUGUCUGAAGACACCGCCCUAGAUGAAAACGUUUUGUGGGAUAUCCUUGGCAAGGGCCACAGCAGGAUUCCUGUCCAUCGAAGCGGCGAUAGAAAGGACAUCCUGGGGUUGGUCAUAGUGAAGGAACUUGUCCUUAUUAAUCCAACAAGGCGGAAAAAGGUUUCAGACUGCCACAUGCGCAGCAUACCCCGCUUGCCAGCCAACGCCCCGAUGUAUGACCUCUUAACGCUAUUCCGUGCGGGACGCAGCCACAUGGCAGUGCUCUGUGAGCCGCCGAAGUCCACAGGCAGUGAUUCCCCAGACAAGUCGCUGGCCUUGGGGGACCCUUUGGGCAUUAUCACGUUGGAGGACGUCAUUGAAGAGUUGCUUCAGGGAGAAAUUGUGGACGAGACGGAUAAGUUCGUUGACAAUACGCAAACGCAGAAGGUGCAGACGGCCCUGCUGCUUGCCCGCCUCCCUCAGAACGUUAAAGAGCUGCUGCGCUUCACUCGAGCAAGGAGCUUUGCCGACCAUUCGUCCAAGUUUCGAUGGCUGACCAGGUCGACCACGGCCACGAGUUUACCAUUUGGCAGCGACGCGGCGAGGACGCCGCUGCUCCAGUCUUUGGAAGGUAUCGGGAAUCCUGGCUUGUCUCCCAGCGACAAUGGCGACCCGCUGGGAGAUGCAUCUUAUUCUUAA